Molecule: messenger RNA, 722 nt
Organism: Westerdykella ornata
Lineage: Eukaryota; Fungi; Ascomycota; Dothideomycetes; Pleosporales; Sporormiaceae
Exons: 1
Coding region: 1-414 (137 amino acids)
Source: RefSeq, a predicted model, not a curated record
AUGCUGUGUGAUGAGGGAAAAGUCGGGAUUAAUAAACCGGUCCUACUUUUAACCAAUCUAAACGAGUCGCCUUCACUAGAACCCGCCCCGAAACCCGAGACAUACCCUCCAGAGAACACGAUCGCAGAGCCCAACCGCUCCUCUUUGUCCCCGGUACCGGUUGCUACCAAGCCGUCAGACACCGACUCGCCCGAAAAACCAAACGAGCAUAGAAGUCAUGAAUCCCGUGAGCCAGUGCUUGAGGCAUCCACCCAAGAGUCACGGACCAUAGCACCGGUCCAACUUCUAACAUCUCCAGAAGUCGAACCGUCGAUACAACCUGGUGAUCAAGGCCCCAAGGGAUCCCAUCAAGAGUCACAAACCGAAGCACCGGUUCAACUUCCAACUACCUGCCCUAGGGUGCAGACAGUGUAAUACAGUGCAUUACGGAUGUAGCAGCUAGGGGCCUAGCAUUUGCUGGUAAGGUUAUCAAGAUGAAACAGAGUUUGACAAGGAUUCGAAGGAUGGUUUACAGCUCUUUUUUCGGGACUCCGCUGAGAGUUCGAUUCUACCUGCCGCAUUAUUAGGUUGUAGCUAAUGAGCUUGCGCGAGGUAGGUAAUUCUACCUACAGGGGAAUUGCAGCUGGAUGUUCAGUUAGACGGCAAUAGAAGCAAGCGGCGAACAACCCAACACAAGAAAAGAGCAAAAAGAAAUAUACUUGAAAAAGCAAAAAAGAAAUGAG